Molecule: messenger RNA, 846 nt
Organism: Homarus americanus (American lobster)
Lineage: Eukaryota; Metazoa; Arthropoda; Malacostraca; Decapoda; Nephropidae
Product: small nuclear ribonucleoprotein-associated protein B-like
Exons: 3
Coding region: 1-846 (281 amino acids)
Source: RefSeq, a predicted model, not a curated record
AUGGGAUUGCUGGACGUCUCCGCUGUCCCUAGGAGAGGCCUGGUAGCGCCAGUUGCCCUGGCAUGGUCCCCUGGGGGCGCCACUGACCCUGGCACGCACUCUGGGAGCGCCAACGUCCUUGGGAGGGUCUCUGGGAGUGUGGCUGUCCAAGGGAGAUCCCCUGAGGGUGCCAGCGCCUCUGGCAGGGCUCCUGGGGGCGUCAUCGGCCCUGCCACGGCCCCUAGGAGUGCCGCCGUCUUUGGGAGUUUUCCUGAGAGCGUCGCUGUCCCUGGGAAAGCCCAUGGGAGCGCCACCGUCCUUGGGAGGGUCUCUGGGAGUGCGGCUGUCCUCGAGAGAUCCCCUGAGGGUGCCAGCGCCCCUAUCAAGGCUCCUGGGGGCGCCAUCGGUCCUCCACGGCCCCUGGGAGUGCCACCGUCUCUAGGAGGGCCCCUGAGAGCGUUGCUGCUCCUGGGAGAGCCCCUGGGAGCGCCACCGUUCUUGGGAGGGCCGCCACCACUAGAAGAGCCCCUGAGGGUGCCAGCGCCCCUGGCAGGGCUCCUGGGGGCACCAUCGGCCCUGGCAUGGCCCCUGGGAGUACUGCCAUCUCUGGGAGAGCCCCUGAGAGCGUCGCUGUCCCUGGGAGAGCCCAUGGGAGCGCCACCAUUCUUGGGAGGGCAGCCACCACUAAUACAGGAGCCCUCUAGGCUUCUAGGAGGGGGCGCCGCUAAGUGGGCCCCUGGGGGUGCUACCGACCAUGAGGUCAACCCUGUCUCUGGUCGGGACCCUGGUGACUCCAACACCCCUGGCAAGACCUCUGGUGUAGCAUUUGCCCCUGGGACGGCCUCUGGCGACAACCACCGCCUCUAG